This is a messenger RNA of Penicillium antarcticum, 1323 nucleotides long. RefSeq lists its product as uncharacterized. Lineage: Eukaryota; Fungi; Ascomycota; Eurotiomycetes; Eurotiales; Aspergillaceae. The transcript is spliced from 3 exons. The record is from RefSeq and is a predicted model, not a curated record. Bases 1 to 1323 code for a protein of 440 amino acids.
AUGGCUAAGAAAGGCGGAAAGAAGGGCAAGAAGGGCGGCAACAAGCCCGCCGCCGUCGCUGCUGCUGCCGUCGACAAGGUCACCGACACUGCAAAGAGCAUCGUCCACCCCAAUGAGAAUGUCGAGGACAAGGCGCACACUGAAUCCCAGCCCGAAACCGCGACUGAGACUUCCGAGACUGCGACCAAGCCCACCGAGACCCUCGAGUCCAAGGCUGAGGAGACCAAGCCCGAGGAAACUCCCGCUGUGACCGAGACUCCCGCGACUGAGACUUCCGAGACUGCGACCAAGCCCACCGAGACCCUCGAGUCCAAGGCUGAGACCAAGCCCGAGGAAACUCCCGCUGUGACCGAGACUCCCGCGACUGAGGACAAGGAGACCGCGGCCUCCAAGGCCCCCGUCGCAGAAAAGGAUACAGUCGACGAGGCCGUAGAGAAGGCGCAGGCCUCCAAGGCCGGUCAAGUUGGCGAAUUGGACGCUGGCGACGCCGCCGGUAGUGCCAUCAUCCCCGAAAAGACCACCAAGGAGUCGGCCAUCGUCCCCGAGACCCCCAAGGAGCCCGCUCCUUCCACCGCGACCGGCGCGGCCACCACACUCGCCGAGCGCCCUAAGACUUCGGAAUCGACCGCUGCCGCCCCUGCUCCUGAGCCCGUUCCCACCCCCGAGGUUGUUUCUGCGACCGCAGAGGCUGAGGCCGAGACCACUCACAAGCGCCCGUAUGAUCAGCCCAUCUUCAACAACGAGGAAAACCUCAAGCCCCACAAGAUGCCCAAGACCGACGAGGAGCAGCUCGCAGCUAGCGCCGCUCAGGACAAGGAGACCAUUGAGAACCUUGCCGGUGCCGGUCCUGCUUCGACUGCUGCGUUGACCACUCCUGAACCUGUGCCUGCCACUGAGGUUUCCAAGGAGGCCCCCAAAGCUGAGGAGAAGAAGGUCGAAGAGAAAAAGGUCGAGGAGAAGAAGCCCGAGGCUCCCAAGACUACCGCUUCCUCCAGCGGUGCCAAGCCAUCCUCCCCCGACGCAGUCGCCGGUGCAGCUGCGGCCAUGUCCGCCAGCAAGGACAAGUCCGCAGCCCCCGCAGCCAAGGAGGCCGAGCUCCAGAAGCCCGAGGCAGCCCUGAAACGCGGCGAGGAGCCCCUGCCCAAGACUGAAGCCCCCAAGGCUGAGCCCAAGUCCGAGUCCAAGCCCGAAACCAAGGCUGCUGAGCCCGCUAAGGAAGAGGCCAAGGACGAGACCAAGACAUCGGAGCCAUCAGAGGGCGAGAAGGAGAAGAAGAAGGAGAAGGGCGGAUUCCUCUCUUGGUUGAAGCGCAAGUUCAAAUAA